Wallemia ichthyophaga EXF-994 is the source of this 1983-nucleotide messenger RNA. RefSeq names its product putative kinetochore protein NDC80. The transcript has 2 exons. Lineage: Eukaryota; Fungi; Basidiomycota; Wallemiomycetes; Wallemiales; Wallemiaceae. The coding region runs from base 1 to 1983 and encodes 660 amino acids. Gene Ontology annotation, biological process: attachment of mitotic spindle microtubules to kinetochore. The record is from RefSeq and is a predicted model, not a curated record. Gene Ontology annotation, cellular component: Ndc80 complex.
AUGGACUCACGCAGACGGACGAUAUUAUCAUCGCAGCAGUCGCAGCACGUGCAGGAAUCAAACAUACCAGUCCCGCCGUCUGCACUCAAACAGAAAUCAAGAUAUCAGCUGCAGCAGCCACAGCGCUUAUCAACAAUACCUAGGCAUUCAUUAGCACAGUCUAAUAGCCAGGAUAACUUUAUGCCUUCUGCUUCACGUAACGAUGCUGGUAUAUACGGCAGGCAGUCACUAGCACCUCGUAUGCCGCCACCCAGCAUUCAAAGAUCAUCCGUUUAUGGAAGACAGUCAAUCGCUCCCUCAGCAUCACACCACCAAAUAUCUUCCUUCUUACCACCACCGCGUCCUUUACCACGUGAUCCACGCCCACUUAAAGACCGCAACUACAUCAAUGAGCUUAAGGAGCUUGUCCACAAACACCUCCUCGAAUGCGGUUAUCCAUUUCCAGUUACAGCGAAAACACUAACAUCGCCAACUACGAAAGACUUCCAAUCCAUGUUUAGAUUCCUCUACACGGAUAUACUCGAUCCUGCUUUCAUUUGGGCUAAAGACUUUCACGGAAAACCUCGUAAAUUCGAAGAGGAGGUUCUUAUGAUACUUCGGGAUUUGAGGUAUCCCGUUGCAGAUUCUAUUUCUAAAACUCAAUUACAAGCAGCUUCUGCGCAACAUAUCUGGCCUAGUAUGUUAGCAAUGCUUUCGUGGCUCGCUGAUAUGACGCGCACAAUGCAGCAUUGGUAUACACCUGAUGUAUGCGAUGAUCCUCAAUUAGCACAUCCCGCAGAUAUUUAUCCUCCUGAUAUCCCAAAUUGGUAUGAGAAAGUUAGCUACGAGUAUGCCUCAUCGACCUAUGUUGCUUUCCUCCAGAAUGAGGAUGAGUUUCCUAACGAGAAUGCCGAAUUGGAAGACAUCUACAAAAGACAGGAUGAUGAAAUACUCAAAGAGGUGGAAGAACUUGAGAAGGAGAACCAGAUUCUUCGCAAGGAUUUAGAGAAACUCGAACAAUCUCCUUCACCGCUAGCCGAAGCUACUGAGGAGUUACAAAAGAUGAAAUCUGAUAAAGGGAAAUUCAAACAGUUGAUUCAGCAUUUCGAAGAGAAAAAGUCAAAGACGGAAACCAUCAUAAGCAAAAUGCAAGCGGCGGUUGAGGCACUUGAGAAGGAGCUUAACGAGCAGGAAGCUGAGAAUGACAAGGUCAGCAAACAGGUAGAAGCGCAAAAUCUCACGCCUGAGGAAAUAGACCGGAUGAAAUCAACACGCGUGCAGCUCUCCGACACGCUCGACAAACACCGUCAACAGAUUGAGAAAAUAAAGAAAUCAAACUGGGAUUUAGAAAUAACUUCUACAAAAGUAGCAGAUAAUCUCGAGAGCGUUGUGAAAACAUACACGGAAUUAUGCGAGAGGAUUGGUAUAAUUCCAGGUCCACCACCGGAAAAGUACAUGAACAUUCAAUUUGACUUGGACUACAGUAGAGCAGCAGCUACGCCUUCGGAGAUGUUCUCAUCAACUGAUAUAAAAGGUGCAAUCAAGAAUGCUCUAAUUGGAAUGAGGAAAGAUGCAACAGAUAAACACGUCGAGGUGGAGAAUGACAACAUUAUCUAUGCGGAGGAUUUGCAGCGCGCUGAAGAGCUUGUCGUUGAAUCACAAGAAAAAGUUCAAGAUAUACAAGCUAAAUUGGAGACAACCAAGUCACAGACUGAUGAUGAAAAGUCACGGAUGCAAGCUGAAGUGUCAGCAUCUAACACAGAAAUGAGAGAAGCUGAACAAUUGCUACACGACGCUCAAGCUAAUGCACGCAAAGGUGUACUUGCACUCGAUCAACGCUACCAAUCGCUUAUGUUUCAGUAUGACAAUUUGCUCUCUACUACACAAAAUACACAACAGGAGCUAUCACAAGAGAUUGUGUCUAUCGUCACUGAAAUAAUCAACCUCAAGCAAUACGUCGGUCGCGUUCUAGAAGAUCUUCAGAAAUUUGUCGAGGAGAAUUAA